AUGCGUCUUAGCAUCAUCGCUUUCAUCGCCUUCGCGCUCCACAUUUCUGCAAGCCCCAUCGCUCAAACGAGGGAGGUCACCUCUGUUGGACUUGCGUCUCGCGAUGCUCCCAUCGUCUCUGUGGACCUCGCCACGGACGUAAGCAUUCAUGUCAAACGCCUCGUCGAGAAUGUAGAAGACAUCCUUUCGGACGCUGUCCAACUCGUAGAUGGGGUUCUAUCGGGUGGCAGUGUCUCCCGCAGGCAAGGCGAUGCAGAAGACGUCCUUUCGGACGUUGGCGAAUUCGUAGAUGGGACUCUAUCGGGUAGUCCCGUCCGCAGGCAAGUCGGUGAGAAUGUAGGAGACGUCCUUUCGGACGUUGGCCAACUCGUAGAUGGAGCUCUAUCGGGUAGUUCCGUCCGCAGGCAAGUCGGUGAGAAUGUAGGAGACGUCGUUUCGGACGUUGGCGAACUCGUAGAUGGAGCUCUAUGA
Messenger RNA from Laetiporus sulphureus 93-53, 471 nucleotides. RefSeq lists its product as uncharacterized. NCBI's taxonomy places the organism in Eukaryota, Fungi, Basidiomycota, Agaricomycetes, Polyporales, Laetiporaceae. The transcript has 2 exons. Bases 1 to 471 code for a protein of 156 amino acids. The record is from RefSeq and is a predicted model, not a curated record.